Molecule: messenger RNA, 396 nt
Organism: Cooperia oncophora
Lineage: Eukaryota; Metazoa; Nematoda; Chromadorea; Rhabditida; Trichostrongylidae
Source: the annotation of a GenBank genome assembly
CUUGAAUGUUGGCAGGUUGACAUAGGAGCUUUCCGGACUUACCCCCAAGGAUAUCAACCUCCUGUCGAAGAAGGGCCAUCUGAGUAUCAGUCUAUUCCUCUGAGCAAAAUCGAAGAUUUUGGUGUACAUUGCAAGCAGUACUAUUCGUUAGAUGUUACUUUUUUCAAAUCCGAAUUAGAUUCCCAUAUUCUAUCUGCUUUAUGGAACACUUACUGGUUGAACACAUUGAGCAGCUCCCCUCUUUUGACAAAUGCUGGAUAUAUUAACAAUCAAAUAGGUGACCUAAGCAUGAAGUUAAGACAGGUCGAAAAGAAAUGGGCGCGGUGCGAACGUGCCAAUGACGUUAUUGAGCAGCUAGAUAAGGUUGGACUUUUGCUUUUCUCGCAGUUCGAUUAA